This is a messenger RNA of Tachyglossus aculeatus (Australian echidna), 3894 nucleotides long. It is a transcript of the gene IFT122, whose product is annotated as intraflagellar transport 122. Gene Ontology annotation, cellular component: intraciliary transport particle A; non-motile cilium. Gene Ontology annotation, molecular function: protein binding. Bases 73 to 3621 code for a protein of 1182 amino acids. The transcript has 29 exons. Gene Ontology annotation, biological process: protein localization to cilium; non-motile cilium assembly; intraciliary retrograde transport. The record is from RefSeq and is a predicted model, not a curated record. NCBI's taxonomy places the organism in Eukaryota, Metazoa, Chordata, Mammalia, Monotremata, Tachyglossidae.
UAAACUGGCUUCUAGGCGCGGGGCUGUGGUUUGGGGCAAGCGGGAGAAGGCCGAGGGCGGAGAGGAUUAGCCAUGCGGGCCGUCCUGACCUGGAGGGAUAAAGCGGAACAAUGUAUAUAUGACCUCACAUUUAAACCUGAUGGAACUCAGCUGAUUUUGGCUGCAGGAAACAGACUACUGGUUUACGACACAUCCGAUGGGACCUUAAUUCAGCCCUUGAAAGGACACAAAGACACUGUAUACUGUGUGGCAUACGCUAAAGAUGGCAAACGUUUUGCUUCUGGAUCAGCUGACAAAAGCAUUAUCAUCUGGACAUCCAAACUGGAAGGCAUCCUGAAGUACACGCACAAUGAUUCCAUACAAUGUGUUUCCUACAACCCGAUUACCCAUCAAUUGGCUUCUUGUUCCUCCAGUGAUUUUGGCCUUUGGUCUCCUGAGCAAAAAUCUGUCUCUAAGCACAAAGCCAGCAGUAAAAUCACCUGUUGUAGCUGGACAAACGAUGGCCAGUACCUUGCUUUGGGGAUGUUCAAUGGUGUCAUCAGCAUUAGGAAUAAAAAUGGUGAGGAGAAAGUGAAGAUAGAGCGUCCGGGAGGUACUCUCUCCCCUGUCUGGUCCAUAUGCUGGAAUCCUUCAAGAGAUGAACACAAUGACGUUCUGGCUGUGGCAGAUUGGGGUCAGAAACUCUCUUUCUACCAACUCAGUGGCAAGCAGGUUGGUAAGGAUAGGACACUGACUUUUGACCCCUGCUGCAUUAGCUAUUUUUCCAAAGGAGAAUAUAUCUUGCUGGGAGGAUCAGAUAAGCAAGUCUCCCUCUUCACCAAGGAUGGCGUACGUCUCGGGACUGUUGGAGAACAGAACUCCUGGGUGUGGACUUGUAAAGUUAAACCAGAUUCUAACUAUGUGGUGGUUGGCUGCCAGGAUGGAACCGUUUCCUUCUACCAGCUGAUUUUCAGCACAGUCCAUGGACUGUAUAAGGAUCGUUACGCUUACCGGGACAGCAUGACUGAUGUGAUUGUCCAGCACCUGAUCACAGAGCAGAAAGUUCGAAUUAAAUGCAAAGAGCUCGUCAAGAAAAUUGCCAUCUACAAAAACAGAUUAGCUAUCCAACUUCCAGAGAGAAUACUGAUAUAUGAAUUAUAUUCAUAUGACAUAUCAGAUAUGCAUUACCGAGUGAAGGAAAAAAUCCUCAAGAAGUUUGAAUGCAACCUGCUGGUGGUGUGUUCGGAUCACAUUAUCCUUUGCCAGGAGAAAAGGCUGCAGUGUCUGUCCUUUAGCGGAGUGAAAGAAAGGGAGUGGCAGAUGGAAUCUCUCAUUCGUUACAUCAAGGUGAUUGGAGGCCCUCCGGGGAGGGAAGGCCUGUUAGUCGGUCUGAAGAAUGGUCAGAUCCUGAAGAUCUUUGUGGACAACUUGUUUGCCAUUGUACUGCUCAAACAGAGCACAGCUGUUCGGUGCCUGGACAUGAGUGCAUCCCGAAACAAGUUGGCCGUGGUGGACGAAAACGACACCUGCCUGGUGUACGACCUUCACACCAAGGAGCUGCUUUUCCAGGAACCAAAUGCUAACAGUGUGGCCUGGAACACUCAGUGUGAGGAUAUGCUCUGUUUCUCUGGAGGGGGUUACCUCAACAUCAAAGCGAGCAACUUCCCUGUUCACCAGCAGAAGCUUCAAGGCUUUGUCGUGGGUUACAAUGGCUCCAAGAUCUUCUGCCUGCAUGUUUUCUCCAUGUCUGCUGUGGAAGUGCCGCAGUCUGCCCCUAUGUAUCAGUAUCUGGACCGGAAAAUGUUCAAAGAAGCCUACCAGAUUGCUUGCCUAGGUGUGACUGAAGCAGAUUGGAAAGAUCUGGCCAUGGAGGCUUUAGAAGGAUUGGAGUUUGAAACAGCCAAAAAGGCAUUUACCAGAGUACAAGACCUUCGGUAUUUAGAACUGAUCAACAAUAUUGAGGAGAGGAAGAAGCGUGGAGAGACCAACAAUGACUUGUUUCUCGCAGAUGUUUAUGCCUACCAGGGAAAGUUCCACGAGGCAGCUAAACUGUACAAGCGGAGUGGGCAUGAGAAUCUUGCUCUGGACAUGUUUAGUGAUCUGCGCAUGUUUGACUUUGCUAAGGAUUUCCUUGAAUCUGGAGACCCCAAAGAAACAAAGAUACUAAUCACAAAACAGGCUGACUGGGCCAGAAAUACCAAUGAACCCAAAGCAGCGGUGGAGAUGUACAUUUCUGCUGGAGAGCACAUCAAAGCCAUAGAAAUCAGUGGUGAACAAGGCUGGGUAGACAUGUUAAUAGACAUAGCUCGGAAACUGGACAAAGCAGAGCGGGAGCCAUUGUUGAAGUGUGCUCACUACUUUAAGAUGUUGGACAACCCCGGCUACGCUGCUGAAACCUACAUGAAGAUUGGGGACCUGAAGCAUCUGAUAGAGCUCCAUGUAGAAACUCAGCACUGGGAAGAGGCCUUUUCUCUGGGGGAGAAGCAUCCUGAAUUUAAGAAAGAGAUCUAUGUGCCCUAUGCUCAGUGGUUGGCAGAGAACGAUCAGUUUGAAGAAGCGCAAAAAGCAUUCCACAGAGCUGGCAGUCAAGGCGAAGCGAUAAAAGUAUUGGAACAGCUAACCCACAAUGCUGUAGUGGAAAGCAGGUUUAACGAUGCAGCAUAUUAUUACUGGAUGCUGUCCAUGCAGUGCCUUGAUAUAGCUCAAGAUACAUCACAGAAGGAAGAGAUGCUCCACAAGUUUCACCACUUUCAGCACUUGGCAGAUAUUUAUCAUGUGUACCACUCCAUUCAGAGAUACACGGAUGAACCUUUCAGUUUUCACCUCCCAGAGACACUUUUCAAUAUCUCCAGAUUCCUGCUCCACAGCCUGACCACGGAGAUUCCCUUAGGGAUCUCUAAAGUCAAUACACUCUUCACCCUGGCCAAGCAGAGCAGAGCCUUGGGAGCGUUUAAAUUGGCUCGUCACGCUUACGAAAAGUUGCAGGGUCUGCAAAUCCCAAUGAGGUUCCAGAAGUCCAUUGAGCUAGGCAGCCUGACAAUCCGCUCCAAGCCCUUCCAUGACAGCGAGGAGCUUGUGCCCCUGUGUUAUAGGUGCUCCACCAACAACCCCCUGCUCAACAACCUCGGGAAUAUCUGCAUUAAUUGCCGGCAGCCCUUCAUCUUCUCUGCUUCUUCGUAUGAGGUUUUGCAUCUUGUGGAGUUCUACCUGGAGGAAGGGAUCACAGAUGAAGAAGCUAUGGCACUGAUAGACCUGGAGAUCCCCAGAGCAGGCAAGAGAAUGUACCAGUGGAAAGAAACAGGAAGUAGCGAUUCCCAAAGCCUGCAGCUGAGUGAGAAGGUGGGAAACAUCGAAGAAGAAGAUCCAUUUACUGCCAAACUGAGCUUUGAGCAAGGAAACUCCGAGUUUGUCCCUGUGGUGGUGAACAGGGCGGUCCUGCGCACCAUGAGCAGACGAGACGUCCUGAUUAAGCGUUGGCCCAAGCCGUUGCCAUGGCAGUACUUCCGCUCCCUGCUCCCAGAUGCUUCCAUCACAAUGUGCCCUUCGUGCUUUCAGAUGUUUCACUCAGAAGAUUAUGAGCUGCUGGUUCUGCAGCACAACUGCUGUCCAUUCUGCCGGAGACAUAUCGAUGACACCAUUUAGUGACACCUCGACUGCUAGACGCUCCACUGACUGACACGUCAGGGUUUUCUGGAGGAAUGGUGCAACACAGACUUCUCAUAUAUUCAUUUGCUUUCUUGCUUUGUUUGGGUCAGGCUUCUUUUUUAUUUUUGAGAUGUUUUAAUGAGGAAGAGGAGAAAAAGUCAGAAUGUUGCUUAAUGUCCUGAUGAAAUUUGUAUUUUUAUGAACUAGUAUAUCUACUGAAUCCCUAUUUAUGACAUUUUCUGCUUUGUAAGUAGCAGUUAAAUGUAAAAG